Messenger RNA from Cydia fagiglandana, 1402 nucleotides. RefSeq lists its product as uncharacterized. The record is from RefSeq and is a predicted model, not a curated record. Lineage: Eukaryota; Metazoa; Arthropoda; Insecta; Lepidoptera; Tortricidae. The transcript has 5 exons. Gene Ontology annotation, molecular function: protein binding. Bases 87 to 1334 code for a protein of 415 amino acids.
UUAAACUAAAGUGAAUUUGCUAAGAGAUUAUAUUGAUUUAAUUUGUAUUUUAUGAUUGCAAAAUAAUAGAACGGUAUUCAUCAAUAAUGUCGGACAUAUCUAGUAGUACAAUAUUGCCUAAUAACAUCUACGAGGAAGAACUAAAUGAUGAAACCACUAUAGAUAUGUCGUAUAAAAGCUUGGACACCAUACCAAAUAUUAAUGCGAAGUCUGUAUGCGUGCUUUAUCUGCAAGACAACAACAUUUCCACACUUCCUGAUGAUUUCUUUCCAUCUCUACCGAGUCUCAUGUGGCUGGACAUGAGAAAUAAUAAACUUACAGAAAUUCCUAAAACUAUUCAGGAGCAUCCUUGCCUAUCCCAUCUAUUACUUCAAAAUAAUUGUUUAACUUCAUUACCCAAUGAAUUGGGAACGGUAGUUAACUUAAAAUUACUGCAACUGAACGGAAAUCCGCUUACAUACCCGCCUGAAGAAAUAUUACAAGCCGGAACUUCGAAAAUAUUGUCUUAUUUACACAAUAAGUAUAUAGACGCCAUGUUCACUCAUUCCCAGUCAGAAUUGUCCGAAGAAACAGCUAGCAUAAUCAGUGUUUUCCCUGACAGCAUUUUUAGCCAAAAAGCUCGUAGUUACAAUUCGGUCAUUGAUCAAGCUCAGUUAGUAAAAAGUAAAACUUUGUCCGUGAAAUUCAACGACAAGGAGGGUGCUUCGGAAACGGAAGAGUACUAUUCGAAAUUUAAAGGAAAAAAAUGCCCAAGGUUGGCCGAGAGUCGUAUCAGUUUCCCGCCAAAACAGAGCGCCAAGUAUCUUCGGCCGUUAUUCGCGCCAAGUAAGCAGGAACAAGAUGCCAAGAUGAAGAGGAGUUACUUGAAAGAGGUGGCGCUGAAGAAACAUAAAGAUUUUCUUGCGACCAGUGACAAGAUUUUACAACAAAGAAAGAACGCGGAGCUUCUCCGCCAGUGGCAGCGCAACUACCGCGACUGUAAACAACUAGUCAAGAGCACGCACAACCCCAGUUUCCCCUACGACGUCAGCCCGGAGUACAUGACUCUGCUCUCUCGGGAGGAUAUCGAGAAAGACCUGCCCGAUAAAUAUAGGAAGAAGAUUGUUCGAAGGUCCAAACCAACGAUCCCCAGAAAAGGCAACAGCGACGUUCACCUGGCGCUGCGAAUCAAGCAGCUGUUCGACAAUCUCGAGUCCAUAGACCUCAACGGAGGCUCCAUGACGCCUAGAACCGAACAGAAGGUGCUGCUCAACGAGAUACAGAAGAUCACGGAAAUAAAACAAAAGCUGAUGGAGCUGUCCGGGGCGAACGGGAGGUCUGUUGCAGCAGAUUGAAACUUAAAUAUAAUUGCGUUAAGGUCCACAUCUCCACUAUCACCGAAAGCUCUUACUACCUACUUGCA